Molecule: messenger RNA, 2372 nt
Organism: Eleginops maclovinus (Patagonian blennie)
Lineage: Eukaryota; Metazoa; Chordata; Actinopteri; Perciformes; Eleginopidae
Gene: guf1
Product: GTP binding elongation factor GUF1
Exons: 17
Coding region: 257-2278 (673 amino acids)
Biological process (GO): positive regulation of translation
Cellular component (GO): mitochondrion
Molecular function (GO): mitochondrial ribosome binding; GTPase activity; GTP binding
Source: RefSeq, a predicted model, not a curated record
CAGGUGAACUGUCACCCAAAAUGUCAGCACCCUAAGAACUCAUGCACCGGGGUUAUUUCAGUACUAUUUACUUUAAAAUAUACCUGUUUCGUUUCGCCGUGCCAGCAUAUAAUGUUCAGUCAAUGUGGCCACAGUCUACAUUUUAAUAAUGACUUUACAGAAGUAUUUGAACGUUAGUUAGCUAGCUAGCUAACUCCAGCGCACAGUUUGGACUGUUUAUCCUUCAUGCCGUAACUGACUGCAGCUUAACGACAACAUGUCGCUUUCUCUAGUGAGGCGGUGCUGUGACACACCACUAUUAAGACGUGUUUUACAGUUCAAAGAGUACAGAAGGAAAAUACAAAGCUGUAAUAUGACCUACACACUGUUAAGACACCGAUGGAUGAAAGGCCUGCCUGUAUUCUCGAGCAGGAUGCUAAGCACUAAAACAGACAAGGAUACUAUUGACCUGUCUAAGUUCCCUGUGGAAAGAAUCAGGAAUUUUUGCAUCAUCGCUCAUAUUGACCAUGGAAAAAGCACGUUGGCUGACAGGCUGUUGGAAAUGACAGGUGCCAUAGCAAAGACUGACAAGAACAAGCAGGUGUUGGACAAGCUUCAGGUGGAGCGAGAGAGGGGGAUCACAGUGAAGGCGCAGACGGCCUCGCUAAUCUACAGCCACGAGGGAGAGCAGUACCUCCUGAACCUCAUCGACACGCCGGGUCAUGUUGACUUCAGUUACGAGGUUUCUCGAUCGAUUUCAGCCUGCCAAGGUGUCCUGUUGAUUGUCGACGCCAAUCAGGGGAUUCAGGCGCAGACAGUUGCUAACUUCUACCUGGCUUUUGAAGCUCAGAUGGCCAUCAUCCCUGUCAUCAACAAGAUUGAUUUAAAAAAUGCUGAUCCAGAACGAGUGGAGUCACAGAUUGAAAAGGUUUUCGAUAUUCCAACUGAGGAAUGCAUUAGGAUUUCAGCUAAGCUUGGAACAAACAUUGAACAGGUUCUCCAAGCGGUGGUGGAGAGAAUUCCCCCGCCCGUGGCAAGUAUUGAUGAGCCAUUUAAAGCCCUUGUGUUUGACUCCAACUUCGACCACUACAGAGGGGUGGUGGCCAACAUUGCUCUGUUCGGGGGUCGCGUCAAAAAAGGGGACAGGAUCGUGUCUGCGUAUCUCGGGAAAACCUACGAGGUCAACGAGCUGGGGCUCCUCCGGCCAGCUGAGCACCCGACACAGAAGCUGUUUGCAGGUCAAGUAGGCUACAUAAUAUCAGGGAUGAAGGACGUGAAGGAGGCCCAGAUUGGGGACACUCUCUACCUCCAAGAACACCCAGUGGAAGCUCUUCCGGGGUUUAAACCCGCCAAAGCAAUGGUCUUUGCUGGCAUGUAUCCCAUGGACCAGUCGGAGUACCCGGCCCUUCGCAGUGCCAUCGACAGACUGACGUUGAAUGACUCCAGUGUCACAGUGCAGAGAGACAGCAGUAUGGCCCUGGGAGCCGGCUGGAGACUGGGCUUCCUGGGUCUUCUGCAUAUGGAGGUGUUCAACCAGAGGCUUGAGCAGGAAUACAACGCCUCGGUGAUCGUAACAGCACCCACUGUUCCCUACAAGGCCGUCUUCUCUUCACCCAAACUCAUCAAGGAACAUGGCAGUGAGGAGAUCACUGUGGUGAACCCGUCUCAUUUCCCAGACAGAUCCGUUGUGUCAGAGUAUUUGGAGCCUAUGGUGCUGGGGACCAUUCUCACUCCGGACACCUACACCGGCAAGAUCAUGACCCUCGCCUUGAAUCGCAGAGGGAUCCAGAAGAACAUGGUGUACAUAGACGACCAGCGAGUCAUGAUGAAGUACCUCUUCCCUUUGAAUGAAAUCGUUGUGGAUUUCUACGACCUGCUCAAAUCAAUGUCCUCUGGAUACGCCAGCUUCGACUAUGAGAACGCAGGCUACCAGGCUGCUGAUCUGAUAAAGAUGAAUAUCCUGCUGAACGGGGAACCUGUGGAAGAACUCAUCACCAUUGUGCACAGAGAGCGCGCGUACAACAUGGGGAAAGCCAUGUGUGAGCGACUCAAAGACUCCAUACCGAGGCAGAUGUUUGAGGUGGCUAUACAGGCAGCUAUUGGAAGCAAGGUCAUUGCGAGGGAAACGAUAAAGGCGUUCAGAAAAAAUGUUCUGGCUAAAUGUUACGGAGGUGACAUAACACGGAAGAUGAAGCUGCUGAAGAGACAGGCGGAGGGUAAGAAGAGGAUGCGGCGCAUUGGCAACGUGGAAGUUCCCAAAGACGCUUUCAUUAAUGUUCUGAAGAGGAAAGAAAAAUAAACUGAAGUACUUUUAGUAUUUUAUUGUUAUAUAUUGAUGUCAUUAUGCAGUAGGUCUUUAUUAUUGAAAGGCCCUGCCAGAUUCUCUCUAAAUA